Molecule: messenger RNA, 5058 nt
Organism: Rana temporaria (common frog)
Lineage: Eukaryota; Metazoa; Chordata; Amphibia; Anura; Ranidae
Gene: AHCYL1
Product: adenosylhomocysteinase like 1
Exons: 17
Coding region: 128-1690 (520 amino acids)
Biological process (GO): L-methionine cycle
Cellular component (GO): cytosol
Source: RefSeq, a predicted model, not a curated record
UAUGACGUCUUGCUUGUAACAUUAGUGUUGGAGUUUUGACAGAACACCUGCAUCUCGGCUGCAGUUACCAGUUCAUUUUAACGUUCAUUAACAGUAGCUGCCAAGCGGGUCCUAAUCAGUCAGCACUAUGUCAUUGCCAGAUGCGGUUGCCGCUGAUGACUUAGAGGUGUCAGAUAGAUUCUCCUUCAUGGCUGCUGUCAGCAAGACUCCGAAAAAGAUUCAGUUUGCAGAUGACCUGCAAGAGUUCAGCAAGUUUCCCACUAAAACAGGACGCAGAUCUUUGUCACGGUCCAUCUCUCAGUCAUCCACUGACAGUUACAGUUCUGUUGCCUCUUACACAGACAGCUCAGAUGAUGAUUCAUCCCCUCGAGACAAACAACAAACCUCAUCAAAAGGCAGCAGUGACUUUUGUGUUAAGAAUAUUAAGCAAGCAGAGUUUGGCCGGCGUGAGAUUGAAAUAGCUGAACAAGAAAUGACAGCUUUGAUUUCCUUAAAGAAGAGAGCACAAGGGGAAAAGCCUCUAGCAGGAGCGAAGAUUGUGGGGUGCACACACAUUACAGCUCAGAUUGGGGUGCUUAUUGAGACUUUGUGUGCCCUUGGAGCUCAAUGUCGUUGGUCAGCUUGCAACAUCUAUUCCACCCAGAAUGAAGUUGCAGCUGCCUUGGCUGAAUCAGGUGUUGCAGUCUUUGCAUGGAAAGGGGAAUCGGAAGACGAUUUCUGGUGGUGUAUUGAUAGAUCUGUGAAUGGAAAUAGUGAUUGGCAGCCAAACAUGAUCCUUGAUGAUGGAGGCGAUUUGACUCACUGGGUUUACAAGAAAUAUCUAAAUGUUUAUAAAAAAAUUCAGGGCAUUGUGGAGGAAAGUGUGACUGGAGUGCACAGGCUGUAUCAAUUAUCCAAGGCUGGUAAACUUUGUGUUCCUGCCAUGAAUGUAAACGACUCUGUAACCAAGCAGAAAUUUGACAACUUAUACUGCUGUCGGGAGUCCAUACUAGAUGGUCUUAAAAGAAGCACAGAUGUUAUGUUUGGAGGGAAGCAGGUCAUUGUGUGUGGCUAUGGGGAGGUUGGGAAAGGAUGCUGUGCAGCUCUGAAGGCCUUGGGUGCUGUUGUGCAUGUCACAGAAAUUGACCCCAUCUGUGCACUACAAGCUUGCAUGGAAGGUUUUCGGGUGGUUAAACUAAAUGAAAUUAUACGGCAGGUGGAUGUAGUCAUCACUUGUACAGGUAACAAAAAUGUGGUUACACGGGAACAUCUUGAUCGCAUGAAGAAUGGCUGCAUUGUGUGCAAUAUGGGACAUUCUAAUACAGAGAUCGAUGUGGCCAGUCUUCGCACUCCUGAACUUACAUGGGAGCGUAUUCGAUCUCAGGUGGAUCAUGUAAUCUGGCCAGAUGGAAAGAGAAUUGUACUGCUGGCUGAGGGCCGUCUCCUCAAUUUGAGCUGUUCAACUAUUCCUACUUUUGUACGUUCAAUAACGGCCACUACAGAGGCUCUAGCAUUAAUUGAACUGUACAAUGCUCCAGAAGGCCGUUAUAAACAAGAUGUGUACUUGCUACCAAAGAAAAUGGAUGAAUAUGUUGCCAGUUUGCACCUACCUUCCUUUGAUGCCCACUUAACUGAGUUAAAUGAUGACCAAGCGAAAUACCUUGGACUCAACAAGAAUGGACCCUUUAAACCUAAUUAUUACAGAUACUGAUACUUGAAAUUGGCGGAUUCCAGUAUACCAAGGCAUCUGUGAAAUCUCUAGAGCGCUUUAGAACAACCAUCACCCUUCCUUAUUUGUCUGUUUUUAUAUCAUCCUCCUCUUUUUUUUUUUUUUUUUUUGCUUGUUUGUAUGUUUUCUCUUUAAGUAAUAGUACCUUAUAUGUCACAAUUCAGUUAGGGCUCAUUCACACUUGUGUGACUUGUCAUACAACUUUGGACAUAACAAUUCACAGCCCAUUGUUUGCAAUGUUCAGAUUGUUGUGACUUUGAAAAGUUGCCUGUGCUAUUUUGGUGCAACUUUUGCUGCGACUGGUACAGAGAGUGUAAAGUUGCAUCAGUCGCACUUUAAAGUCGCACUGAAAAUUGUGCGACUUUGGGGAAGCGCUACUGUGAAUGGAGCCUUAUUCUGAUUUACAUUUAAAGCAUAGUGUAAAAAUCGAAUUAGCAGAAAAACAGAAAAGUAGCAAUUGGUAAAGAAAUUGGCAAAUUUAAAGUCCAUCUGUCGCCAAAACAUUUUUCGUUUUUAGAAAGUGGAAGAACAUUAGAACCUCUGUACAAUUUUGUAUUGCCAUCUGUGUCUCUGUUGGGGAAAUUUCAACUUGCAUCUUGUCCCAAUGACCUCAAAGAAAGAAAAGAGAACUCUCUCCAGUAGGAUCACAAAUGGAAAAUUAAUUUGAGUUAUUUCUUUUCACUCUAUUUACAGGAUUAGGAAGUGCAGUGUAGCUCAUCUGUAAUACAAUAUAUACAUGUCUAUACAUACACACAAACACUUCUGCCUUAUUAUGGGACCUGUUGACAUUCCUGUUUAAAUUUGUAUACAGAGUGAAUAAUCUGAAGUAAAGCUUCAGUGUGUUUUUUUUUUUAAAACAUUGAGCGGCUUUACAUUUACCAAAUUUGUUUUAUGACCAGGCAUACAAGAUUGCUCUUUUAAUUUUAUAUUGUACAUGGUGUCAAGAUAUCACAAACAAGGCACAAGGCACAUUACCGCUAUUACUUGCAAACACCAGCUUUCAAAAUGACAACCGGGAAUUGCUUGCACAGCAAGAAUAGAUGUCCAAGUGUCAUUAUGUAAAUACAAUUUGUUUCAUUCUAUUUAAUUCUUCAUAUGUAGAUCAAAUGUGUUAUUUCCAAAGCAAAAUACAUGGAAAGAAUAAUCCUUUUACUGCUUUACAGAAUACAAGCAAGGCUGAACUAUGAGUGACUGACCCAAUUCCAAAGAAGUUGGGAUGCUGUGUAAAAUCUUCAUAAAACAGAAUGCAACGAUUUGCAAAUAUCAUAAACCCAUAGUUUAUUUACAAUAGAAAUAUAUAUCAAAUGUUUAAAAUGUACUAUUUUAAGAAAAAAAAAAAGGUUGUGUGGAAAUUGAUGGCAGCAACACGUCUCAAAAAAGUUGGCACAGGGCUUUGUUUGUUACAGUGUAUCAUCCCUUCUUCUUUUAACAACACUGUAAAUGUCUGGGAACUGAGUAGACUAGUUUCUGGAGUUUUGGGAUAGGAAUGUUGUCAUAUCCUAUGUUGCCUGGUAUAGGAUUCUAACUGCUCAACAGUCCUGGGUUGUCUUUGUCACAAUUUUCAUUUCAAGAUGCACCAAAUAUUUAGAAUUGGUUAAAAGUCUGGGCUGCAGGCAGGUCAGUUAAGCACCCGGACUCUUCUACUACGAAGGAAUUCUGUUGUCCUAAAUGCUGUGUUGCAGUUUAGCAUUGUCCUGAUGAAAUAUUCAAGUCCUUCUCUGAAAAAGAUGUCAUGUGGAUGGGAACAUAUGCUGCUCUAAAACCUGGAUAUAUCGUUCAGCAUUGAUGGUGCCUUUCCAGAUGUGCAAGCUGCCCAGUCUUUAAUGUAUUGCCAAUAAAAACAUCAAUAACUGUAAGCACAAAGGACAGUGUACCUGCGCAAAUGCAAAAAAAAAAAAAUGGAGAAUGAUCUCUCAUGGACUAACAACUAGCAAUAUACUAGUUGUUGGUAUGGGUUGUGAUACCGGCGCAAAAAACGAUUAAAGUAAAUGCUAAUAAUUAUAAUUACAAUUGAAGUGUUUGGUCUGCUGCAGUUGUGAUUUACUCCACCAGGUGGUGUAAUUGUGUGAAUUGUUAUAAGUGUUCGUACAGUUGUACUACUGCGCUGACUUCAGUGAAAUAGAUAAAUAAAUAUAUAUAACUAAACAACCCUUAGCAAUCAUAAGCAAACUUAUAUAUUAUAAAAAAGUUAUCCCCAAGUUAUAUAUUGUGAUAUGGUCACAUAUAAGAUGAAUAAAUAUGGUAAAUAAAAUAAGUGAAAUAAAUAAAAUAAGAUCCCCUUUGUUCACAAACUCAGAAGCGCCAAUGCGCUAGCAACCAAUAAAUGUGUGUACAAUAUAUAUAAGUGCAACAAAACUGUAAACGAUCUAGAUAUAUAAUAUAUAUAAUAGUCCGGUAUAUUUGUGCAUUAAUUCAAAGUCCUCAAAGCGUGUUUCCAGUAUGUGCAGAAAUUUAGUGCCUUGCUGCAAUGAAAUUCGUGACUUUUCCACCUUAAAUGCAAGUGUCACCACCACCUCUUAUUUGGCUAUGCUCUCACCAGAUCCAAAAAGAUAAACAGCAUGUAAACAUAUGAUGUACGGAUCCACUGUUGGUCCCCGGACCUCUGCGCUCCAACUCUCUAUGGGUUCUUUUUUUGCUCCCAGAGAAAGAAAAAUCCCAUAUGGUGUAGUACGUUUUGAACAUUUAUUCAUAAAACAUUAAGAAAGCAAGAAAUACACUCACAUUCUCUUGUGCCUAAAGCCGGCACUAGCCUGUCCAGCGUCACUGCUAUCUCCCCGGCGUGCGCUCCAAGCCUCGGCCAUAGUGCGUUCCAAUGGGCGGAAGUGCCUGUGCUAUGUCGUUGCGGAGGUCAGAGCCGUGCGGCGUGAUUACAAAAUCGUGGUACCCCUAGGCCUCAACGCGUUUCAAAUACUCAUAUUCGUCCUCAGGAAGCUGUAGGUGUACCCCUUCCAUUGCUAUUUAUACCCUAGAUCUUAUUGUGCCCGAUUAAUUGAUUGUUCGUUACCGGAAGUAGUGGCGCCAGUACCGGAAGCAACGCUAUCGCCAUCUUGGUAAUGGUAAACGGCAACUGUAUUUUCGCCAGUACCGGAAGUGCCGCUGCCGCCAUUUUUAAUGUGGUAUAGCGGUGACUAUGGACAAACUUUACAUCCGUGCAAUAUAUAAGCUUUUCCUGCUUUAAGAUAAUUUAAAAUUACUUUAUUACAAAUAUAAAAUGCAAGUUAAAAAUUGUGUGUUUAAAAUUUCUCCCUUACUAUUAAUAUUAAUGUACUAGCGAUUUUGCACCCAUAUUUUAUUCAUAUAUGCCUGUUGAGUUAGAUAUAAACAAAAGAUAAAAAAUAAAUAAAUAAAUG